GCUUUCUUCUACUGAGCCGAGGCAGACGGGAUUAAAACUCUGGAAAACACGGAGAAUCGAGCACUCAGCAAUGAAAUGUGUGUAUCUCUGUGUGCGUUUCACUUUCAACUAAACUCUGAAUUCGAGCAUCCCACGUUAAACACGGUGGACCUGCUGACACUGGACUCCUUGCUCACUUCUCACAUCCAGUGUCAGCAGCCUGCGCUUUCAAGAUGAUCAACCCUCAAGUGUACCUCCACUACAACUACACAGGGAAGCUGGAACAUCGCACCAGCGUUGGCACAAGCCCCGGUAGCAUGGACGCCAAAACUAUCGCGUUCCUCAUCAUAUGCAGCUUCAUCGUCCUCGAGAACCUCACCGUGCUGGUGGCCAUAUGGAGAAACCACAGGUUCCACAACCGCAUGUACUUCUUCAUAGGCAACUUGGCGCUGUGUGACAUGCUGGCUGGAGUCGCCUACCUGGUGAACCUGCUGCUGUCGGGAGAGAAGACCCUGCAGCUCUCACCUGCCCUCUGGUUUGCCAGAGAAGGAAGCAUGUUUGUUGCACUUGGAGCCUCCAUUUUUAGUCUCCUGGCUAUUGCUAUUGAACGACACUUGACAAUGAUCAAAAUGAGGCCUUAUGAUGCCAACAAGAACUACAGAGUGUUCUUGCUCAUAGGGGCCUGCUGGCUGAUUGCCAUUUCUCUUGGCGCUUUGCCUAUUCUAGGCUGGAACUGCUUGGACAACCUCCCCGAUUGCUCCACUGUCCUCCCUCUCUACACAAAGAAAUAUGUAGCUUUCUGUAUCACAGUUUUCAUGGUUUUGCUCUUGGCCAUGUCAGUCCUUUAUGCUCGCAUUUACAUCCUUGUGAAGUCCAGCAGCCGAAAGGUGAGCAAGAACAGGAACUCUGAGCAUGCAAUGUCCCUGCUGCGCACCGUCAUCAUCGUAGUUGGGGUCUUCAUCGCCUGCUGGACGCCCGUCUUCGUCCUGCUCCUGGUGGAUGUGGCAUGUGAGCAGCGCUGCCCAAUCCUCUACAAGGCAGAAUGGUUCAUCGCAGUGGCUGUGCUGAACUCAGCCAUGAACCCGGUCAUUUACACUCUGGCCAGCCGUGAGAUGAGAAAGGCCUUCCUAGGCCUGGUGUGUGGUGUUUGCUUCACGGGAAAGGCUUCUGGGAAUGGCAGCGGAAACAGGCAAUCUCUGGAACCCAGCCGGAGCAGGAGCAGGUCAUGGAGCAGCCAGAACAACCCUAACCAGAGCCAGCAGAGCUCCAGGCAGGCGGAGCUGGAGAAGGGGCCGGAGGCAGCCCGUGGCGAGGUCUCAGUGGUGGCAGGAGGGGCUGCAAAUGCCGUCAUUGAAAGUGACAGGAAAGAUUGAACAAAGUAAUCUACAGAACCAAAGGGACAUUUGGCCCUAAUGUUUGACAUGUGCAUUGGUCAGAAUUGGUGACGAUAACAACAUUUGAGUUGUGAUUGUUUCAUACUAUGGAUUUCUUGAAGUGCAGGGCAGUGGGUUUCUCCUAUGUCCUUGAUAUGUUUAAAUAUGCAUCAUCCCUUAAUGGUAUAGAUACAUUACACUUAUGUGUGAGGCCAAUCGGUUCAAGGAGACAAUCAAUAUGUACUGUUUGUCAAGUAAAGUAUUACAUGAUAUCCAGCGAGAUGCACGUAUCUCAUCUCAUUUUAAAGUUACCCGAAGAUACAAAUCUCAAAACCAAUUGAAGGAACUAUGUCAAUUUCCCCUGCUCAUGCAAAGUUGACAUUUUGGAGGUAUGUGUUUUUGCAGGACAAUGACAAUGUGCUAAUAAAUAGUGCUCUUACCUUUUAAAACCCACUUACCUCUGUAAUUUGUUACCAUGAACACGAAUAAGAAGUGAAACUCACCUGCAAUGAAUUAAAGUUCAAUUGCAAAAUAACGUAAUGAAGAAUGAUUGUAGACCUUUAUCCAUUAUGAUAAACGAUGUAAUGUAUUUAUUGUUCUGUCAUUUUAUAUUCACUCAGUUAUAGGCAAACUCAGUAUUACGUAGAGUUAUCCUAACAAUAGCUGAAUUAUAAAUUAAUGUCAGUGAAAUGUAAAAAAGCAUAUGCUGAAGUGUUCAAACUGCUUCUGUUCACUGCACAAUGAAUGUGGCUGAUGCAGUUCAUUCAGUAGUGAUGCCAGGGCUCCAUCUACUGCUGAAUAUAGGUAGGUUCAAUUCUCAAUGCUGACUAGAUGUUCUCCAACAUGCUGCAUGUUCAGUACAGAAUCUCUUUAACCCUCAUUUUUGUACCAAAAUGCUUGUUUGUCUGUUGUAUUUUAAUGAGUUUCUUCCCAAAUUCAACUAAAUCAAAUUUAGCAUGAAGUCAGAGGAGGCAUGUGAAUGCAGCAUGUGAAAUAUAUGUUAACUAUACAUGCAGCUAUUUAUAUGUUGCAGAAUAUUAGCGUUGACACAAUAAACCUCAUGUCU
Eleginops maclovinus (Patagonian blennie) is the source of this 2418-nucleotide messenger RNA. RefSeq names its product sphingosine 1-phosphate receptor 3. The coding region runs from base 213 to 1352 and encodes 379 amino acids. Gene Ontology annotation, cellular component: cytoplasm; plasma membrane. Gene Ontology annotation, biological process: regulation of metabolic process; adenylate cyclase-activating G protein-coupled receptor signaling pathway. The record is from RefSeq and is a predicted model, not a curated record. Lineage: Eukaryota; Metazoa; Chordata; Actinopteri; Perciformes; Eleginopidae. The transcript is spliced from 2 exons. Gene Ontology annotation, molecular function: sphingosine-1-phosphate receptor activity.